GUUUCGAUUCCUGGGGUGUGAGGUACUGGGUGCCACGUUCUGGAUUCUGAUCGCGCCAGUCUUAUGGUCUUUCUUGCAGCUCUGCUGGUUUAGUUCAUUAUCAACGCUUGAGACUCCGACUUGUGAUAUACAAAAAUAGAAAGACGAGGCAGUCGGAAUAAUUCGGCAAUUCGGAAGCCCUUGUUCCCCGAUCUUCUGAAGCGUUUUUUUUGUUCGGUGAAAAUUUGUUGCAGUGCAGCAUGAAAUAUAUAAAUUGCACUCAGCCCGCCAUCGAUGACUUCCCCCGAGACCUGUUCUCGGAGGCGCAAAGACAGUCUGGUGCUGUUGUACUUCAUGUUAUAGCCAGUUUAUAUUUAUUUGUAGCCUUAGCCGUAGUGUGUGAUGAGUACUUUGUGCCAGCAGUUGAGAAAAUAUGUGCAGCACUCAACAUGUCCAAUGAUGUGGCGGGUGCCACGUUCAUGGCCGCGGCCACCUCCGCCCCAGAGCUAUUUGUCAACGUGAUAGGAACCUUUAUCACGGAGGGCGACAUCGGAGUGGGCACGAUUGUCGGAUCGGCGGUAUUCAACAUCCUGGCAGUGGCCGCGUGCUGCGGAAUCGGAGCUGGCAUGACAAUACCCCUGGACUGGUGGCCACUUACGCGGGACAGCAUCGCAUACGGAGUUACAGUGGCCAUUCUCAUUUGUGUGAUGCACGACGAGCGCGUCGAGUGGUAUGAGGCCCUCAUCCUGGUCUCCCUGUAUGCCGUCUAUCUUGCGGUCAUGUAUUUCGACAAAUCUUUCCAAAAGUGCGCCAAAGGUGGCGUCAAGCAGGCUCGUUCUCGCAGCCGGUCCUCCAACUGCAGCAUACAUACAAAGAACAGCAACGAGAAGGAACCAGAGCUCGUGGAAAACCGCAUUUGUCAGAACAUGGCGAACAUACAGCUAAACGGAGGACUUAACAAUGAACAGGCCAAGGCCACAAGCACAGCCGGAACCGGUACCACCACCGUUUCGAUAACCACCUCGACCAUGACCACAACUUUGAGCACCACCCACAGUGCCGGAGCAGGAGGAGGAGGUGGAGCAGUUGGUUCAGCACCAGGGGCCAUUGUGCAGAUGGCACCAAUAGACGGUGCCGAGGCAGAAUCUCAGGUGGCCGUAGCAGGCGCUGACGAGGAACGUAAGGAGGAGGGAUACUCGCUGCUCACAUACCCGAAGGACAAGAGCUGCUUUUCCCAGUUUACCUGGCUCAUCAUUUGGCCGAUCCAUCUGCUAUUUCGCAUUGCCAUUCCUGACUGCAAGAAGGCCAAAAACAAUAAGAUUUUCCCACUGACCUUCAUCAUGUGCAUAGUUUGGAUCGGAUCGCUUUCCUAUGUAGUUGCGUGGAUGAUAACCAUAAUUGGAGACACACUAAAGAUUCCUGACUCGGUGAUGGGGAUAACGUUCCUGGCAGCUGGUACCAGUGUUCCUGAAGCGGUGUCUAGUGUUAUUGUGGCGAAGCGCGGUCACGGAUCGAUGGGAAUCUGUAACUCUAUUGGGUCAAACACCUUCGAUAUCCUGCUGUGCCUGGGGGUUCCCUGGCUGAUCAAAGCAGUAUUUUUCCCGAUCCAACCAGGCCAAAACUACGUGGCCAUAAACUCCGCCGGAUUGGAGUACUCGGCGAUCACUUUGUUGUCGACACUGUUCCUGCUUUACCUGACCUUCUCCACAAACAAGUUUAAGCUGGACAAGAAGGUGGGCACUGCCUGUCUGGUGAUGUAUCUGGUCUUCAUGGUUUUCGCCUCCCUCAUCGAACUUAAUGUGUUCUUCCGCGUCAACCUGCCCACCUGCGGACGAUCAUGAAAUUGGUCUGCGUCUAAGAGUUGUGGGAUAUACGAAGGACGACCUGUAAAAUGUGACGUUUUGAUGAGCGAUGUACCAUUUCGGAUGAAUAGAUGGAGUGAAGAGAUGACAGUCUUCUGGCGCUAGCUCCGUUUCCGAUUCAGUUUGCGGCAGCUGGCUGGAACAAUCCUAAGUGCAGUGGUUUAAUUAAUUAAUAUGUAUUUUCUGUUCUAUUCUAUCUACUUUGAUAGUUGAGUUACGUUAUACGUUAUGCUGUUAUUGUAAUAUUUUUUUUUUAUUAUUAUUAAAGUAGACUCUUUCACAA
Messenger RNA from Drosophila simulans, 2124 nucleotides. It is a transcript of the gene zyd, whose product is annotated as sodium/potassium/calcium exchanger 3. The transcript has 8 exons. The record is from RefSeq and is a predicted model, not a curated record. Bases 240 to 1820 code for a protein of 526 amino acids. Gene Ontology annotation, cellular component: membrane. Gene Ontology annotation, molecular function: calcium channel activity; calcium, potassium:sodium antiporter activity. NCBI's taxonomy places the organism in Eukaryota, Metazoa, Arthropoda, Insecta, Diptera, Drosophilidae. Gene Ontology annotation, biological process: intracellular calcium ion homeostasis; calcium ion transmembrane transport.